AUGGUCGUCAAGAUCUACGGCACGAGCCGAGCUGUGUCGCCGCAGAGGGUAAUGCUCUGCCUCUUGGAGAAGGGCGUGGAAUUUGAGCUCGACCACGUCAACCUCGACACUAUGGAGCACAAGGAGCCGGAGUACCUUGCCAAGCAGGUGGUAACCAGAGCUCGAGGGAAAGCCGCCCUUCGUUUCGCCUUUCUUCUCCUCCUCUUUGCGUCUCUGACCACCGGAUCUGGUCGUCUUGCAGCCCUUCGGGAAGGUCCCCUACGUCGAAGAUGGAGACUUCAAACUGUACGGUGAGUUCCGGAUAAAUUUUAGGUCUUUUUUCCUGUCUUAAGAUUCCAGUGUAUUACUUCCUUCCCCGAAUGAUUAAAAUGAAUUCAAGAACAUGAACACGAUAAUUUUCAAUAAAUACUCUCAGAAGGAUAAUCAGCAGUUUCUUACGUUGUCCUGCAUAAAAUAAAACCGCCGGCACAGCCACAAUUAAACCAACUUACGUUCGAAAACGAGCAUACAAGCUUAUGUUAUGAACUCACCGAUUAUAUCCGUAUUUAGUUCUAUCAUUUCCUGAAAUCCCACGUUAGAGUGCCCCAAUUAAACGUUCAGAAAAUAGAAAGCCACCGAUCCUGACGACUCCAGAAAAACCUAGAUUUCUUAUUUAAAAAUGAGUCAUGUAACCUAUGCUAGAAUUACCAUCCAUCUCUAGAGAUACAUUUUGAUCGGUUAGAAUUAGGAUCUUCCUGAAGCCCGGCCGAUCAUCUCACCUGCAGAGUCCAGGGCGAUUAUUAGGUAUUACGCGGCCAAGCACGAGAACAGCGGGCCGCCGCUCCUGGGUCGGACGCUUGAGGAGCGGGCGGUGGUGGACCAGUGGCUGGACGUCGAGGCGAUCACCUACGACGCGGCGGUGUUCCCCGUCGUGUUCAACAAGGUCAUCCUCCCACGGCUGGGCGUACCAGGGGACAUGGCGGCGGUCCAAAGCGGACUGGAGAAGCUGGAGAAGAUCCUCGACAUCUACGAGCAGCGGCUCUCCACGAGCAAGUACCUGGCCGGCGACAAGUUCACCCUCGCCGAUCUCAGCCACGUCCCCGCGACAAGGCGACUUAUCGACGACGCCAACUUCGGUGACCUAUUCGCGAAGAGAAAGCAUCUCACGGCCUGGUGGGAGGACAUCUCCGGGCGGCCCUCCUGGAAGAAGGUGUUGGAACUAGAAAGAUCCUCCCCCCCUCCUCUCUGA
Messenger RNA from Spirodela intermedia, 1228 nucleotides. The record is from the annotation of a GenBank genome assembly. NCBI's taxonomy places the organism in Eukaryota, Viridiplantae, Streptophyta, Magnoliopsida, Alismatales, Araceae.